AAGAAGCUUCAAAAGCCCUUUCUGAUAUGUUUAAUCAACAAACUACGCACUUAGUGAUAAAUUAUUCGAAAAUACCGAACUUUUCUGUAAAUUCGGAUAAUAAAGAUGAUUCGAAUGACGAUACAUGUCCAAAAGAUGACAGAACUAGCGGUUUAAGUAAAACCGAUGAAAUUGUUAAUAAUGCUCCUAAAAUAAGUACGAUACAACCAUAUAUUAAUUUAAAUAAUGGAGUAAUACAAAUUCCAACAAAACUCAUAGAUGAAUCAUGGAGCUUCUUUAUGACAUAUUUUCUUAACACGGGGCUUUUAUGGAUAUUUCAAGCUCGUGAUGUGGCAGGAUAUGAGCGAU
This is a messenger RNA of Dentiscutata heterogama, 348 nucleotides long. Lineage: Eukaryota; Fungi; Glomeromycota; Glomeromycetes; Diversisporales; Gigasporaceae. The record is from the annotation of a GenBank genome assembly.